Columba livia (rock pigeon) is the source of this 1297-nucleotide messenger RNA. RefSeq names its product reactive intermediate imine deaminase A homolog (gene RIDA). The record is from RefSeq and is a predicted model, not a curated record. The transcript has 6 exons. Gene Ontology annotation, molecular function: deaminase activity. Gene Ontology annotation, cellular component: cytosol; mitochondrion. Lineage: Eukaryota; Metazoa; Chordata; Aves; Columbiformes; Columbidae. Bases 112 to 525 code for a protein of 137 amino acids.
CCGAGGACUACAUUUCCCAGAAGCCCCCGCGGGCUUGCCGCGGCAGCGUUAUAUUGGGCAGGCGGGGGGAGCUGUUGGUAUAACGCUCAGGCGGCAGCAGCAGCAGCAGUUAUGGCCUCGCUGGUGAAGAAAAUAAUCAGCACUUCUAAGGCGCCCGCUGCACUGGGCCCCUACAGCCAAGCAGUGCUGGUGGACCGGACGAUGUAUAUUGCAGGACAGAUAGGAACAGAACCUUCCACUGGGCAGCUUGUCCCUGGAGGGGCAAAGGAAGAAGCUAGGCAGGCUCUAAAGAACAUGGGAGAAAUCCUGAAAGCUGCGGGCUGUGACUAUAGCAAUGUUGUGAAGGCUACGGUUUUGAUGGCAGACAUGAAGGACUUCAAUGAUAUUAAUGAUAUUUACAGACAGUUUUUUAAGACAAACUUUCCAGCCAGAGCAGCCUAUCAGGUUGCUGCUUUGCCAAAAGGUGCCCGAGUUGAGAUUGAAGCUAUUGCCAUCCAGGGACCCCUCCAAGAUGCUUCAGCCUGACUAUAGAGACUGAAUAUCCUGCAACAGCAGUUUUAGAUCUAAUAUUUCUGCCUUACAUCGUAUUCCUACAAUGACUAUCAGCGGUUACAUACAGUCAAAAGCACUAAACUUACCAAGGAAAGGUGGUUUCUUCUGGAUUGUAGCCUUGGAUUCUCUAAAGUCUGAGUUUAUGGUGAGUUCUCUGCCAGCAAAGCCUGAAACAUCUGGGAGGUUGAUUGCAGGGCCCUUGCUUUGUGAUGGUGACUGGAUAUUCAGGUAUUAAAGUACACCUUUGGGUGAGCAUAUGACAGCUAUACUGCGGGUGAUCUGGACAUGAAAAACUGUAAUGACUUGUAAUAGUAGAUUUUUAGUAACUAUUUUAAAUAAGAAAAAAUGACAAAUAGGAAAAUGGAACAAUUCAAUUGCUUAGUAUACAUUUUCACUUCUGUAUUUUGGAGGAUUUUGCUGUAUUUGUUUCUGAACUGUCUUAAAUGCUUUCUUUACAGAAUAGAUUACUGUUGGGACUCUACUCGUGUUUUGUUCAUAUGGAAUCAGUUGCUUAAGAAAGUCAAUACUAAUUUCAGAGAUAAGAAAUUUAUGCUGUUCUGAAGUGCUAACUUUAUAAAUCAGCUGCAAAUGAAUCUCUGUAACCUUUUUCUUACUCUUUUUCAUAGCAAUUCAAUUUUGACUGUAUUUUGAUUUUUUUUUUUUUUUUAAAAGCACAUUCUAAAUGUAUGAGGGAAGAUAUCCUGUUUAAUGAGAAUAAAUAAAUGAUAAUUGAAUCUGUAAAAAA